AUGGGCAAGCAGUCCUCUCUGUCAUAUGUGCGACAUUACAAUGAUCCAGGUAUGACAGCUCCUGAGGUUUGUAAAGCUUUUGUCAUUGGUAUAUGUCCUCAUGACUUGUUUGUUGGUACCAAAUCAGAUUUAGGCAACUGUCCAAAUCUACAUAUACACAAGUACAAACUAGAGUAUGAAUAUAAAACCAAAAAACUUGGUAAGAAGUAUCCGGAGAUGGAGUAUGAAUAUUUCCAAAUGCUUCAAUCUUACAUUCACGAUUUAGAUCGAAAUAUUGCUAUUGCGCAAAAAAGGUUAGAGCAUACACCAGAGGAAAAACAGAAAAUAUCAAAAGUGACGGCGGAUUUAGACAAUUUGGAUGUUGAAAUAGGAUUAAUGAUCCAGGAACUAAAUUAUUUGAUGGCAAUAAGCAGUGCAAGAGACGGCGUUAGUGGCAGUGGCCACUCAGAUCAAUCGUUGAAGAUUAUUGACGACGUUAGUGGCAGUAGCCACUCAGAUCAAUCGUUGAAGAUUAUUGACUUGUCGAUCAAAUUAAAUGACAAAUGCAAAGAACGAGAUGAAGCAAGUAAACAGGCAAGGAAUAUUAUAGACAAUGUGGUAAAGAAGAGGUUUAAGGGGAAGUCACGUGAGAGUAGCACAGAAAUAUCAUUAAAAACGUUAUUUCUUGUUUAA
Molecule: messenger RNA, 672 nt
Organism: Lodderomyces oxycetoniae
Lineage: Eukaryota; Fungi; Ascomycota; Pichiomycetes; Serinales; Debaryomycetaceae
Gene: EXM2
Product: Exm2p
Exons: 2
Coding region: 1-672 (223 amino acids)
Biological process (GO): mRNA splice site recognition
Cellular component (GO): U2-type prespliceosome; U1 snRNP
Molecular function (GO): mRNA binding
Source: RefSeq, a predicted model, not a curated record